UCAUUGUGUAUAUGUAGAUUUGUUAUUAUUUUUUUUUUCUCUGGUUAUUGUUUUCCCGUUGAUUAUUAAUUAUCGUUCAAUCGUUUUCGGGUCCCGCCCUGUGAUCGAGCGCGCGCCACCGUCGAGUGUCGACGCGACAACACUACACGAACUACCGUCGCAGCAGCAGGUGCGAAGGAUUUGGAGUUUCGACACAACAACACAUUACUACUACUAUUAUUAUUAUUAUUAUCAUCAUCAUCAUCAUCAACAGCGCGACCUGCCUACAUACGUUACUCCUUAUUUAGAACUGGCCAUUUGAAGGCCUAAAGUUUCCUUAUAUUUUUUUUCUUCGUUUGUUUACAAUAAAUUCCACUGUGAGUGUUGUGAAGUCACUGUUGUCAUUUAUGUCACAGUGGUCUUUCGGCCCCCCAACCGUCAUCAACUAGUUACGAUUGUUGUCGGUACAACAACACUGAAUAACCCACAUUAUGAUAUACUAUACUGAAAUGCAUGAUUUAUGUUUAUUUCUGAAAAAACAAGUAAUAAAUAACAAAUAUCAUAGUAAUAUAUCAAGUUGAUAAUGAGUACUUGACACAAUGGAGAAUUUAUCACCAUUGAAUCAACCUAGUAAGCUAAUUCGACCACCAACAUUAAAACGUGGUCGAUCUGGCGAUUCACAAGGUGGCAAAAUUAAACUUGAAAGGGUUAUUGGGUUGACUGUGUCAACAAACUCAUCAUUAGAUGUUGAUAAGAAUACUGGAACCAUUGCUUAUCCAGCUGGAUGUACUGUGGUAUUCCACAAUCCAGUUUUAGGUACCGAAACACAUUUGUCUAACAUCUGUAGAAAGUCAAUAACAUGUUUAACAUUUUCAUCUGAUGGAAGAUAUCUUGGUACUGGAGAAUGUGGUCAUCAGUCAAAUGUUAGGGUUUGGGACAUGGCAGAUUUUACCCAAAUAGCUGAAUUCCCAGGUCAUAAAUAUGGAAUAAAUUGUGUGGCUUUUUCUCCCAACCAAAAAUAUUUAGUUUCUGUAGGAUCACAACAUGACAUGAUUGUGAAUGUUUGGGAAUGGAAAUUAAAUUUAAAAUAUGCAUCUAACAAAGUGUCUGCUAAAAUUAAAGCUAUUGCCUUCUCUGAUAAUGGUAACUUUAUAACAAUUGGCAAUAGACAUGUAAAAUUUUGGUAUUUACAGUCUUCUAGAUCAGUUACAUACAAAGAACCAGUACCAUUAAUGGGUCGGUCAGCCAUUUUAGGAGAACAACGAAAUAAUGAUUUUAUUGAUGUUUGUUGUGGACAUGGUGAACUAAAAGAUUACACCUAUGCAAUAACAAAAUCUGGAUUAUUGUGUGAAUUUAAUAAUCGUAGAUUAUUAGAUAGAUGGGUUGAAUUAAAAACUACUAGUGCCAACUGUAUGGCCAUUGGUAAUCAGUUUAUCUUCGUUGGAUGUGCUGAAGGUAUUGUAAGGUGUUUCAAUCCAGGAACUCUUCAAUUUGUAACUACCUUACCACGAACUCAUUAUUUGGGUGUCGAUGUAGCUCAAGGACAUGAUAUUAGUCAUAUGGCCAAUAUACCACCAAAUGCGAAGUAUCCUGAUGCUAUAGCACUUGCUUAUGAUGAAACUAAUAUGAAGGUCACCUGUGUUUACAAUGAUCACAGUUUAUAUGUAUGGGAUGUGAAAGAUAUUAAAAGGGUUGGAAAAUCCAAUUCCUUUCUAUUUCAUUCGGCGUGUAUUUGGGGAGUAGAGAUGUAUCCUGCAUUAGACCAAGAUUUACAAAUUCCAAAAAAUUCAUUUAUAACAUGCUCAAGUGAUGAUACCAUUAGAGUUUGGAACCUAGACAGAAUAGAAUAUGAUAGAAAAUCUCUUUAUCAAAAAAAUAUCUACAGUAAUGAACUUCUUAAAAUAAUUUACAUUGAUCCAGAACUAAAUUUUAUUAAGAAUACAGAGUUAAACUUAGUUGAUAAAAAUGACUCAUCAUCAUACGAUGGCAGGAAUGGUGUUCGAGCAAUACGAAUUAGUCCUGAUGGUGUACAUCUUGCAUCUGGUGAUCGAUCUGGUAACAUAAGGGUUCAUGAUUUGAAGACUUUACGACAAGUUUGUUUAAUUGAAGCUCACGAUGCUGAGGUGUUGUAUUUAGAUUAUACUAAGUACAAUGAUAAGAUCAAGUUAUUUGCUUCAGCUUCAAGAGAUAGAUUGAUACAUGUAUUUAAUGUGAAUAAAGGAUAUGAUUUUACGCAAACAUUAGAUGAUCAUUCAUCAUCAAUAACAGCUGUUCGGUUUAUAAAUUCUCACAAUAAACUUCAAAUGGUUUCUUGUGGAGCAGACAAAUCAAUUAUAUUUCGAAAUUACAAUGAGUCAGGUGAUAAGAACCAAGAUAGUUUUGUACAUGAUCAUUAUGUAUCAGGAAAAACCACAUUUUAUGAUAUGGAAGUAGACCCUAAACAGAAACAUAUUAUGACUGCAUGUCAAGAUCGUAAUAUUAGAGUAUACAAUACAACGUCUGGGAAACAUACAAAAACAUUUAAAGGAUCUGUUGGAGAUGAAGGCUCACUUAUCAAAGUAGUAUUAGACAGAAGUGGAUCAUUCAUAGCUACUAGUUGCACUGACAAAACAUUGUGUGUAUAUGAUUUUGUCGCAGGAGAAUGUUUGGCUACUAUGUAUGGACAUUCAGAACUAGUUACUGGAUUAAGGUUUACUAAUGAUAGUAAACAUUUAAUAUCAGCUAGUGGAGAUGGUUGCAUAUUUGUUUGGCGAAUGCCAUCUGACAUGAUUAAACAUGCUAAUUCUAAUAAGAAACAAAUAACUAAAAUUGAAAGACCUGUUCCAGUGUCAAUUAUUGAAAAUGAAAGUAUGUCAUUUACACAUAAAAUAGUUGAAGAAAAUGAGACAAAUACAUUUAGUAUUCCUGCAGAUGGCCAAUUACCAUUAUGGGCUAAAAAUCAGGUCUCUGAUGAUAUUCCAACAAAUACACUGUUAAAUAAUUCUCAAAAUCAAAUAAACGCCCCCAAAGGACAAUGGGCUCAGAGAGCAACUAGUUCAUCAGAACCUAGUAGUAUUUUGCAACUACCUAUUAAUAAAGAUGAUUCUGAUUGUUUUAAAGAUGAUAGUUCUGUAGAUAGUGGUACUGAAACUAGCAGAUCAAUUUAUCCCGAAAGUCAAAAAGAGUCAUUAAUAGUACCAAAGAAGACAAUGCGUAUGCCUCCAGUAUUUGUUCCACGUGAUUUUGAGGAAAAUACUUUAACUCAUUUAACAUCUGAAAAAACAAAUUCACAAACCAUCUCAGAUAUUCAGCGUAUUCGUAAUUUAACUGAUGACAGUUCAUUAGGCAGCUUUAAAAAUGAGGAAUUAGAAAGUAACGAUCAUGAUGGUGACAUUGAAGAUUCUGAAGGUGAAUGGAUUGGUAAUGAAAAAAUUAAAAAUACUGUUUUGUAUUACCCAUCAAAUAACGAUGAUCUUGUCAAUGAUUAUACAAUUACAAAGUUAGAUUCUGAUGCUCUUAGAAUGUCUCAAAGAAAAUUAAAAGCUAUUAAACAAAAAGAUCGUUUAUUAUCAUCUGGGCUCACUGAUUUAUCUAGUCAUUCAAUGUCUGGCAGUCAAGGAAGUGAUGAAGAUGAUGAUGAUACUUCAACUCCAAGUGUUGACCACUCAGACAAAAAUUUAACAAUAUUUUCAACUAGUACUGAAAGAUUAGACAUGAUUGAAAAACGUGAACAAUUCUUAAAGAAUACUUUUGAAUCACUUGGAGGAACUGAAACCGAUUUUCAAGACAACAAAUAUCAUUUCCCAAGUAAAAGAAGUAUAUCUUCACAGUACAAAGGAAAUAAUAACGGCUCUACAAUACAACAGAAUACAAAUAUUGAAUCUCAGAGUAAAAGAGAAGAACUUCAGCAAAGAAUUGAAGAAACUCGAAGAACUUUGCAAAACUUGGGAGUUCAUUCCAAUUUAAAAGCUAGUCAAAGUAUAUGUGAUUUAAGUAGAAAUUAUGGAAAAUCCCCAUCGAAAUUACCAGUUCGUAACCAUUUAUCAGUUGAUAAACAAAUAAACGGAGGUGGGACUAUACGCAGAGUAUGUUCUUUGAUAGAUUUGUCUACAAGUACACCAAUAAAAGAUUGCCAACCAUAUAAUGCAUUUAAUGGAGGUGGUUCAGAUAAUUCAAAAACAAAUUCUAAAAGUUUUUCAAAGAAAACAGGUAUCAGUAAUAUGCAUAGAAGUAGUUCUGUCAGUGUAUUGGACCAGAGUGAUUCUGAGAGCGAUGCCAGUCAAUCUACUACCGGUGGAAAGAAAAACACAACAGCUGUACGAGUCAUGAGACCAACAAUAUCAUCACAAAAUAAAAUUAUCAUGAAUAAAUCAAAUCUUUUACGUCGAAGAAGCACAAUUUCUUCACAAUCUACAACUGCUCUAAAUAUUAUUGGACAUAAUGAAGAUUCUAGUUCAGAAGAAUUUUUCACAUCUUUACAUAAUAAUAAAACAAAUCAAACCAUGCAUUCCAGAAUAAAUUCUAUUGUACCUAGUCGUAACAAUUCUUCAUUAACUAGAAGUGUGAGUGAAAUGAAUUUAAAGAGUCCGUCAAGUAAACCAUUUGAAAAGUCUAGAAAUCGCAGUAAUGAUUUAACUAUGAAAACAAAAAACAGUGGAACAAUAGGCCAACAAAAAAACUUAAAGAAUUAUUUAUCUUUGAUGGCUGAUCAACUGUUUCAAACUACUGACAAAAUUUUGGAACAUACAAAUUGUGUCAAUGUCAGUGAUAGACGUAUAACGAAAGCAGAUGUUACUGAUGUAAUGAUAAAACUAGAACAAAUUGUCAACAGUGGCGGUAUGUUUGGUCAUCAAAAUUCAAGAGUAGCACUCAAUAGUACUCAACAAUAUUUAGAUGUUCUUAUUGAUUUGAUAAAAAAACGUUUAUCACUUGAAGUCAUUUAAAUCACCAAUUGUAAAAUAUUUGCAAACUUUAUUUCUCUUGUUUGCUAUACUAAAGUUUUAAUAUCUUUUAAAAAAACGGCCAUCUAAUAACUAACAUUAUAUUGUCAUACGUAAUAAUUUUAACGAUAAUUAAAUUGUUAGGUGUAUAAAUGCCCAUUUGAGGAUAUGUAUUAUUAUGCAAGAAUAUUAAUUGAAUUAUUUUAAAAUGAAACAAUGGCUCUCUAAGUUUUCUUAUUGUUUUUGUUUCAUUUUUUUGUUUAAAUGAUGGAAUGAUAGACCAUUAAUAUUUUAAUAUAUCAUUAAAUAACUUAACAAUAAAUUAGGUCAUUUAAAAAAUGUUAGUCUUUAUUUUUCUUCGGAAAUAUUAGAACGUUUUACCAAAGAAAAACAUAGAAAUGAUUUUUCCCAUUUUAUUAUUGUUUGACUAGUUUUAUUAGCUCGAGUUCCUGAUUGUUCUUUAUCUAUAUCAGUCGGUAUUUGUGAUUUACACGGGGUUUUGAAUACUUUUUUUUGUAGAUAACAUGUUAUUUUAAUUGUUUACAUCAAAGUCCAUCGGUGUAAAUGGUUAGAUGUCAUCCGAACUAGCUACGAUCAAACUGUACAACAUAUAUUUUUAUAAUAUCAUAGCUAUUAAACCUAACCUUAUGGGAACUAAUAGACUAAUUUAUAUAAUCCGUCCAAAUUCAUAUAUUUAUAUAUAUAUAUAUGAUGUGUCUCUUUCGAAGGUUUACUAAUUUAUAGUUGUUUAGUGAUGACACUUACAUUACCCCUCACCAAUCUUCAUGGACACUAUGUGUAAUGAAUUAUAAUCCUGUAAUAAUUUAUGUUAUACUAGAAUAAUUGUAUUGUUGUUAAAUAGUUUAGUUAAGUCAAAACUGUACGUUUAUUUUUAAAAUUAUAUUCUUGUCUUGUUAACCUUUUUUUCUUUUGUUAUUUAGAUAAUUAUAUUAGUUUAAUAAUUUUAUGUUUCUUUUCCAAUUCUAAACGUAUUAAUUCUAAAUGUAUUACAGACUACAGUAUUACAAUAUAUGUGCCUUUUAUUACAGUAUAUUACUAGUCAUGUUAAGUAAUAAGGUUUAGUUAAGAUAAUUAAUGCAAUAUAUGCAAGUACUUAACCUUCCAUUUAUGUAUUAGUUAUUGUUAAUGAUGAAAAAAUAAUGAGAAAUUGGAUAUAUUUUGUUUA
Rhopalosiphum maidis (corn leaf aphid) is the source of this 6084-nucleotide messenger RNA. RefSeq names its product mitogen-activated protein kinase-binding protein 1 (gene Wdr62). The transcript is spliced from 29 exons. The coding region runs from base 579 to 4901 and encodes 1440 amino acids. The record is from RefSeq and is a predicted model, not a curated record. Lineage: Eukaryota; Metazoa; Arthropoda; Insecta; Hemiptera; Aphididae. Gene Ontology annotation, cellular component: mitotic spindle. Gene Ontology annotation, molecular function: protein binding. Gene Ontology annotation, biological process: regulation of mitotic cell cycle; mitotic spindle organization.